Carya illinoinensis is the source of this 1429-nucleotide messenger RNA. RefSeq names its product myb family transcription factor PHL11. NCBI's taxonomy places the organism in Eukaryota, Viridiplantae, Streptophyta, Magnoliopsida, Fagales, Juglandaceae. The transcript is spliced from 6 exons. Gene Ontology annotation, molecular function: DNA binding; DNA-binding transcription factor activity. The record is from RefSeq and is a predicted model, not a curated record. The coding region runs from base 480 to 1310 and encodes 276 amino acids.
GGGGAACAAAUCAUUUCUGUCUAUAAUAAUCAACACAAGUUGAAACAAAACAAAGCACUGCUUUUUUGCUUCUUACACACAGCAUUUUGUGGAAUCUGAUUUUCCCACUUCUCUGCCUUUUAUCCCAUUCUAUAUUUACACAAACAAAACUGUGUUAUGAUGAUCUCCAUCUCUUGUUACUACCAAUAUGCUUGAUUUCCUUUGAAAUAUCAGAUUAUAUUGUCGCUUUCAACAAUAUUAAUAGAUUAAUACAUGAUCUUUACUGAUCUCGCUCGGUGUGCACACACCUCUUUCAUCUUUACGCUCUUCUUUUUUGGUUUCUUCUUCGUUAAAGUCAAUGGGGCCUAUCUGAGUGGAUAAACGGGAAAGAAAAAGCUGGAAUUCGAAUUUGCUUUCCCAGUAAAGGAAUUGGGUUGAUAUAGUUAUCGGUUGUGAUUGGUUAGCGGGUACUGCUGCUGCUGGGGGUGGUGCAGGCGGCGAUGGAGAGGAAUUACGGAGGUGGAAGCGGCAGAUAUCCGUAUGAGGAUGGGGUGGUGAUGACGAGAGACCCGAAGCCGAGGCUAAGGUGGACGGCUGCUCUGCACGACCGCUUUGUCGAUGCUGUCACUAAACUUGGUGGCCCCGAUAAAGCAACUCCGAAGUCUGUGCUGAGGUUGAUGGGCAUGAAGGGCUUGACACUAUACCAUCUGAAGAGUCAUUUACAGAAAUACAGACUUGGACAGCAGUCGCUGAGACAAAAUACUACAGAACAAGCCAAAGAGAGCAGUGGGAGCACCUAUGUACAUUUCAGUAAUCACUCCUUGGGGACUAGUACCAAUUCUUCAAGAAGUGAUAAUGAACAAGGAGAAAUCCCACUUGCAGAAGCGCUCAAGCAUCAGCUCGAAGUUCAGAAAAGAUUACAAGAGCAGCUUGAGGUACAGAGGAAGCUGCAGAUGAGAAUAGAGGCCCAGGGAAAGUACUUGCAAGUUAUAUUGGAGAAAGCGCAAAAGAGUCUCUCCCCAGGUAGUGUAGAAGCAGCAAGAGCUCAGUUAAACGACUUCAAUUCAGCUCUAUCCAACCUCAUGGAGAAUAUGAAUGAAGAAGAGAGAAAAGAACGCAUGCUAGAGAUGAAUGACAUUUAUAGAAAGGCCAAUGGUUCAACCAUCCAAAACUAUUGCGAGGGAGAGGGAGGAGGAGGAGGAGGAGAACACAAGGAUGCUAAACUCGAGGUAGAACGUGGUCUGAUACAAUUUGACUUGAAUACCAAAGGUAAUUAUGACUUUGCUGCUGCAGAUGGAGCUGGCUUUGGAACCCCAAAUGCUUUCCUAUAGGAGAUAGAAAAAUGGCAUGAUAUAUAUUUUUCUUACACUUUGAUGACAUACAAGUGAUCACCCUUUUAGCACUUGCUUAUAAAUGUUUGCAUUUGGGGUUUAACAACAAUUUUAACUGA